Molecule: messenger RNA, 978 nt
Organism: Ceratotherium simum simum (southern white rhinoceros)
Lineage: Eukaryota; Metazoa; Chordata; Mammalia; Perissodactyla; Rhinocerotidae
Source: RefSeq, a predicted model, not a curated record
AUGCGCCUAGGCUCAUUUAAAGCGCCCUCCAGGAGGGCUACGCUCCAGCUGGAAGAGAGUCCAGCUGCCUCGCUCAACCCGGAGCCUCCGAGCGCCGCAGUCCCCGACGGCGUCCCCGCGGGCACGAGCGGCUCCCCGGGACGCCCGGAGAGGCGCCCGGGGCCGUGCGCGCCGCCGGGGCUGGAGGAGGCGCUGAGCGCGCUGGGGCUGGAGCGAGAGCGCGAGUACGCAGGGGACAUCUUCGCCGAGGUCAUGGUGUGCAGCGCGCUGCCCCGGAGGGCCCUGCCGCGCACCGUGACCCCGGAGAUGCGCGCGCUAGUGGUGGACUGGCUGGUCCAGGUGCACGAGUACCUGGGCCUGGCGGGGGACACGCUCUACCUAGCCGUGCACCUGCUGGAUUCCUACCUGCGCGCGGGCCGAGUGCGCCUACGCCGCCUGCAGCUGCUGGGCGUGGCCUGCCUCUUCGUGGCGUGCAAAGUGGAAGAGUGCGUGCUUCCCGAGCCCGCCUCCCUCUGCCUCCUGGGCGCUGGCUCCUUCUCGCGGGCGGAGCUGUUGCGCGCCGAGCGCCGCAUCCUGAGCCGCCUGGAUUUCCGGCUGCACCACCCGGGCCCGCUCCUUUGCCUCGGGCUGCUCUCCGCGCUGGCCCGGAGCAGCCACCAGGUGACGCUGCUUGCCACCUACUUCCUGGAGCUGUCCCUGCUGGAGGCCGAGGCCGCAGGAUGGGAGCCCGGCCGCCGCGCAGCUGCGGCGCUGAGCCUGGCGCACCGCGUGCUCGACGGGGCGGGCUCCGGGCCCGAGCCGGCGCUCUACAGCCCCGCGGAGCUGGGCCCACUCGAGCCGUGCAUGGCCCGCGCCGCGCUCCGAGGCCCCGCGCCCGGCCGCGCCGCCGUCUUCCUCAAGUACGCGCGGCCCCAGCGCCGGGGCACCAGCCUCGCCGCCGCCCGCCUCCUCCGCCGCCCCCAGCCGGCGCCUCGCUGA